AUGAGGUGCGUGCAGCUCCCCAUGAUCCGCAGCUGUGGGCUGGUGCUGGCCUCCAUCGAGGCCUCCCCGCGCCAUGCGCUGUCGGGGUGUGCGAGCGUCGCGUCCCGUACGGUCGUGACCGCUCUCUUGUGCAGUCGACGCUGGCACGCGGGGGCAGCGGCACCGAGUAAUGGAUAUGCCGCUCGUGCAGCUCGACGCCUUCCAACGGCGGCGGAGGCGGAAGCCGAACUCCAGGCAUGGGCCAGCAGUGCCGCAGGCUCAUCGACGCUUGCGCUCACGGGAAAGUCGCUGGUGCUCUCUGUAGCAGCCCUGCAGCUACAUGAAGCCGCCGCGGCGACACAGGACAGCACAACAAGUAGCACCAGCUCGACAGAACUUGUACACCGCUACCUUGGUGCACUAGCCAUGCACAUCUACAAGCACUUCAACACAGCGGGGAAGCCAAGCGCGGCGGCGGUGCUCUAUGCCGAUGUCGAGUCCGCCCACAUCCGACCCGAGUCCUUGCAAGUCUCUGUACAGUACCUCGCGCACAAGGCCUUUCAACGCAGCAUUAGUAGCGCCUCUGCACGUGAUGGCGCGGGCCAGGUCACACGUAGGACGGCGGCCGAUCUUGCAGACACUCUGAGUGCCGAGCGCGACUUGGAGCUUACGCUAGAGGCUACGCUGGUGCUGCUCGCCGGUCACCAGAUCUUGCAGGUGCACCUCGCCGCCGUAGCAGCGAAGGAAGUCGGCACAGCUUCGACGGCGGCGGCCAUGGUGCCGCACGCCGAGUCCACCUGCUACUACGUCGGCAAUGUCGUGGCCCUCAUCUCGAAGCCUCUGCAAGCACCACCGACACCUUCUGUAGAGCCGGCAGCGGCAUUGUCGCUGCCUCCCGCGAAGCGCGAGUUCUGGGCUCAAACGGCGAAGCAACUCUCGUCGGUGCUUUACGUGGCGCUGCUUUCCGCGCAGUCGAACGUCACAGAUGCGCAGCUUAUCGGGCAGAUGUUCCGCGAUCUGCUGCGCAGGGUUUAUGGCGUGGAAGGCGGCACGUUCGGCAUGAGACGCGCGCUGCACUACACGCUGACGGUGACGGUGCCGUACGUACUAAAGAGCUUCGCGGUGAUAUUGGACGUCUUCCAGCAGCAGCAGCGCGCGGCAGCGGAGAGAGCGGCCGCGGCAGCCGAGGAGGGAUUUGGCGCUAGCGCACCUACCAACAGUAGAAACACAAGCGCAUCAUCUACUGGCUCUCUCCGGCCGAAGAAGAGGGUCUCCACCAAAGCAGCUGGCUCUGCGACGGCUGUGGGCCCAUCCUCAGAAAAAGUGCACCGGGCAACGCUGCUGGUGUUGUGUGUGGCAGCGGUGCUGUACAUGGGGUCCUCACGCAGCGACCUCUUUUCCGCAGCGACGCCAUCCUCCUCCUCUUCUUCUCAACUGACCGCUGCCAUGGUGCAGGCGGCAGACAGAGGUCAUGCAAACAUACAAGAAGCCCUCCGCCAUGGCAGCGCAUCAGCUACGGCACCGCAGCUGACGUAA
Molecule: messenger RNA, 1515 nt
Organism: Leishmania major strain Friedlin
Lineage: Eukaryota; Euglenozoa; Kinetoplastea; Trypanosomatida; Trypanosomatidae
Exons: 1
Coding region: 1-1515 (504 amino acids)
Source: RefSeq, a predicted model, not a curated record